This is a messenger RNA of Aspergillus uvarum CBS 121591, 1695 nucleotides long. RefSeq lists its product as uncharacterized. NCBI's taxonomy places the organism in Eukaryota, Fungi, Ascomycota, Eurotiomycetes, Eurotiales, Aspergillaceae. The transcript is spliced from 5 exons. The record is from RefSeq and is a predicted model, not a curated record. Bases 177 to 1370 code for a protein of 397 amino acids.
GUGAGAUGCCACACACUGCUCGGUCGCUAAUCGGGGUCACCUAGACCCCAGGGUUUAUAUGUAUGAACCUCCCCGACUAGCAUUACGGAGGCCGUUAUACCAUUGAGCCAUCCAUCGUCGAUCGUGGGAAGACACGGCACUUACACAUUGAUGGGACACCAGUCCUGCACGCAACAAUGACGGAAACCUACCUCUUUCAUGUCAGCCGCUCUGAGGAUGCAGCGAAUGGAUCGUACAUGUCCUCUCGAGGAGCUCAAGCGCUGUCUGUCAGUGUUGUUUUCACCACGCUGGCAACCAUCUUCGUCAGCGCUCGCAUUUAUACUCGAAAAACCUUGAUGAACCGCAUGGAACCCAACGAUUGGAUGAUCUUGAUCGCCUUGGUCCUAUCAUUUGUCUUCAUGGGCUUGUUCAUUGUGGAGGCUUUAAAUGGGAUGGGAAUGCGUCAAGUAGACAUCCCACCUCUCAUUCUCGAGAAGCAAAUGAAGGCCUUCUGGCUUACCAUCCCCUUCUAUAACGCCGCCUUGCUCUGCGCCAAAGCCUCGAUUCUGAUGCAGUAUUUCCGUGUCUUUCCAACAAGACGGAUGCGACGCAUCUGCUGGCUCAUGAUUGCCGUAUUGGCUACAUACGGAACCUGGGCUGUGCUGAGUGCAUUCCUCAACUGCGUCCCCGUGGCCAAGUUCUGGGAUCCAUCCAUCCCGGGGUUCUGUUUGAGCUCGGAGGGCCUGUGGUUCUCCAACGCCUCGAUGCAUAUCAGCACCGACUUGGUCAUCCUCAUCAUCCCGAUCCCAGCGUUGGUGGCACUCGAGCUGCCGAAGAAACAGAAGAUCGCGCUGAUUUCAAUCUUCGCAAUUGGUGGAUUUGUAUGUGUCACCAGCAUAUGCCGCCUCGUCGCGCUAAAGAAGAUCGCCGACUCAUCUGAUCCCACCUACGACAACGUCGGCGCAGCCUCCUGGUCCGCCAUCGAAUGCAACACCGGGAUCAUCUGCGCCUGCCUCCCGACGCUCCGCCCGCUGGUCUCGCGGAUCCUGCCGCAUCUCCUGUCGACCCUCAGCGGCGGCCGGCAAGCCUACGGCACGACGCCCUUGUCCGGCGCCCAGGCCCCGACCUACUGGAACGGCACCGGCGCCACCGUCACCACCACCAUCACCACCCACCUCGAUGACCUCGAGUACGCCCACUGCGCCGGCGACGCCGACCGCUACCUCACGCUGGUGCCCGGCAACGACGUCAACGGCCAGGGCAAGCUCAUGGUCCGCGAAACCCAUCCCACCGGAGCAGGAGACUUGAAGGAAGCGUUCACCCGCGAGGAGCAGCGAGGAGAUAGCUCGUCAUCCUCGUCGCCGCCUCGAGCCGGGAAUCUGCUAGGAUAACAGGCGAUGAAUCGUAACUGUGCUGGUGCUGAUGCUGUGGCUAAUUGUGAAGGUGAGAUUUAGCGAAGGCGAAAAGAAAAAAGAGCAACGGUCCUUUUUUUAUUUCAUUUCAGUAUAUAUAUCCAGGAAACGAUAUACCCACUUCUCUCUCUUUUUUGAAUAUCUGUCACCACAGACUCUGGUGACCUUCUUUUUGCCUUGGCUGUGGUGGUCUCGUUCAUUUAUUUUUCUUUUUUCUUCUCUUCAUAUAUACCUUUUUGUGUGUCUUUGGCAUGAUUGAGGCAGUAAUGGAAUGGAUAUGAAUAAUUUUGGUCGAAUAGGGAAU